AUGAAUGAGAUGCAGGAGCCCGGAGAGGAGCUGCAAAGCCCCGGCGCACGGACCCCGACCCGGACCCCGGCCCCGGCCCCGGGGGCUCCAGCCCCGGUCCCGGGGGCUCCACCGGCCACUGCCCCGGCCAGGAGACGGUUCCCCAGGCUGGGCAGGAAGAGCAACGACGGCUUUAUGCAGUCAGACUCACCCACUGCCCCCCCCGGCCACCGGCCGGCCGACGGCGUGGUCAUCAGGCGGCCCAGCAAAGGCCGCAUCCGCCGGCAGGCCAACCGCCUGUCGGGGGUCUUCUUCCGCGGCCCCGCCCCCCCCCCGGGCCCCAUGGCGCUCUCCCCGGCCCCCAGGCCGUCCCGCUCCGUCCUGGCCAGGAAAGGAAGCAUGAUGGUGGUGGACCCUCUGCAGGCGGACGACCCCUUCGAGCUGUCCAAUCAGAUCACCGCCCCCGGGAUCCUGAAGAUCUUCGGGAACGAGAUCUGUGAGGGCGCCCACUAUAAGAGCGUCCUGGCCACGACUCUGUCCAGCGCAAAGGAGCUGGUCAAGGAGGCUCUGGAGCGGUAUGGACUGAGCAAGGAGGAGGCUGAGUCCUACGUCCUCUGUGACACCAUCGGCUCCAUCAGCAACCACCAGUGGAGCACGGAGGGCUUUCGGGUGGUGGGCGACCACGAGAAGCCCCUCCUCCUGCAGUCGCUAUGGAAACCCAGAGAGGGCUUGGCCAGGCGGUUUGAGAUCCAGAGGAGAAGCCUGGUGGAGGAGAAGACGUCCAAAGAGAAGGACACGGUGACGGCCGGUAUCAACGCCCAGGCCCGCAAGCUGCAGAAGAGCCGCUCCAGAGUGACCUCCACCCUGGUGGAGCGGAGCGCGGGCCGCGGUCAGAAGCUGUGGAGGAGCAAAAGCGAGAUGGACCUGCUGGACGCCGAGCCCCAAACUGACCCCGGUCAGCAGGAAGGAGCCGGAGGCCGGCGGGAGCAGCAGCCCAGCCCAGAACAGAACCGCAUUCACGGCCCGGGGGGGCUCCCCGAGGGGGGCGGCGGGCCGGGGGCCCACACAGAGACCCUCUGUGUGUCCAGGCCGGGGGGCGAGCGAGAAGGAGAGGAGUCGGAGAGAGAGGAGACGGAGAGCAGCGACGAUAACUCCACACAGUACUCCAUUCACCCCCCCAACGACUGUCCAUACCUGCUGCUGCUGCAGGGCUGCAGCCUCACACAGGACUUUGUCAUCUACCUGCUGGCCGCCCCGAACAUUGUCGUGGGUCAGAAGAACCGGACCGGUGAGGGCGGUGAGGAGGCCGACGUCCUCCUCUCGGCCGCUGACCUCCUCCCGAGGCACUGCUCCUUCCACCGGCCGGCGGCGGGGGCCCCCGUCCUGCUCUGCCCCUGGGAGGGGGCCGCCGUCACCCGGAACGGUCAGCUCCUGAAGACCAGCGUCCAGCUGGCCCCCGGAGACGACGUGGGCGGCGUGGCCCCCGGGCCCGGCCCCUGGACCCUGGGCGACGGCGUCACCAUGGCGACGGCGAGCCUGGCCGCGGACGCGCUGCUCUGCGACAGCUGCGUCUCGAACCGCCACAGCCAUUGGGAGGGCCAGAGACGCGGGGCCCCCCCGGCUCUCACGUCCCCCGAGGGCCGGCCCCUGACCCUGGACUUCGCGGCUGAGGACGGCGGCCGGGUGGUCAGGGAGGCGGUCGCCAUGGGCGGCGGCGGCGGCGGGCCGGCGCUGACCGCAGCCGUCCUGCUGUGCGCCUGCGUCCAGCACGCCGCCGCCCACCACCACACCCCCGAGCUGCGCCGCCUGCUGCUGCAGGUCGCCGGGGGGGUCCAGAGCGCCGUGUGGGAGCACACUAAGAACCUGGCCGCCGCGCAGCCUGAAGUGCUCAGCGGGGAAGUCUCAGUCCCCGAGGAGCUCCAGGUGCUCAGUCUGCAGGAGCUGAUGUCCGGGCUGCACCCCCUGGUGGUGUGGAUGUCAAACAGCCUGGAGAUGCUGCAGUUCAUUCAGCACCAGCUCCCCGUCGUCCUGGAGUGGAGGCACCGGGCGGAGCGGGGGCGGGAAGAGGAGUGGGCAGAUAGCGACAGCAAGGAGAUGGAGAACCUGGUGCUGCUGGAGCUGUGUCUGUCCUCCGUGCGCUCGGCCAGUGAGGAAACCAUGGCCGUCCUGGAGGAGGUCAUCAUGCUGGCCUUCCAGCAGUGUGUCUACUACAUUACCAAGUUCCUCUACCCGGUCCUGCCGGGCCUUCUGGACUGCGACCCGUUCAGGGAGAGCGACGGGGCGCCCGGCGGCGGCGGCGGCGGCGAGCUGCGGGUGCCCGGGGAGAUCCGGCAGGUGGUGGAGGUCCUGGACGAGAGCUGGACGCUGCUGUCCGACUGUCAGGUCCACCCGGAGAUCUCCGCCCAGCUCCUGGGAUACCUCUUCUACUUCAUCAACGCCUCGCUCUUCAACUCCCUCAUGGAGAGA
Molecule: messenger RNA, 2445 nt
Organism: Menidia menidia (Atlantic silverside)
Lineage: Eukaryota; Metazoa; Chordata; Actinopteri; Atheriniformes; Atherinopsidae
Source: the annotation of a GenBank genome assembly